UUUUCAUACUCUAUUGAAAUUUCAGGGCGAUAGCUUCCAGGCUCUAGCAAUUUAUAAAUUUAUAGCUGUGAAAUUAUUAAGUUUCUCUUGCUUUUUCAUUUGCACGAAAUUCAAUUCCAAUUAAUUGUUUUCGAUUAUCAACAUGGCGAAAGCUCCCUGCUGUUGGGCUUCCAAUGAGUUAAGUCGCGAUAAAGAGCAUUAUAUGCGUUGUUCCACGCGGCCGAAUCAACCGCCGCCUUGUGACGAUGGCAAAGGUAAGAAGGGAAAGGACAAGGAUAAGAAUAAGAAUGUCUGCUGUGGCAUGGCGUUUCGCCAGCAAAUGGCCAAAGAUGCCGAGCAGCAGGAUUCCGAGGAGUUACAGUGCGGACCUUCGAAGGGCAAGAAGGGCAAAAACAAAGCCGAUAAGGAAAACUAUCGCUGCUUUACUGCCAAGAUGAUUUGCAUGAAGCUCUAUAUGCCUGGUCGGGACUUCGAGUGUCCCGAUCAACUGAAGAUUACGGCGAAUGUGUGUCGGGGGUGCAAGCUGGUAUUGUGUUCUAAUCGCAUCAAUGUCAACUGUUUGCCGACGGAGCCGAGCGCUAAAUUUUCCAUGCUGGCUGAAUGUCUGGAGAAGGAGCUGAACGAGGGCAUCUCUGUGUCCGUCUCAUACAUGAAGAAAGAAAUCGGACGCGGCUGCUUUGUGCCAUCCGAAGCAGUUAUUCUGCGCAUGGUUAACACACUUCAGGAGGUCGUUUACACUGCCAAUGUUGAGCUGACCUGCAAGGGCUGCACCGUUGGCAUGUGCACUAUCCGGAUGUCAAUGCUCAUGCGGUGUCAGAACCUUGAUCCCUUGGAGACUUCCAACAAUGACGGUGACUGCGACGACGUUUGUGGGGACGACUUUGGCCCCACUUCACAGAGUUGUUGCUCAUCCUCCGAUCCUUGCCUGGGCUUCGUUAGCAUGGAGGAUCCUUCCUUCAGUUCGACUUGUUUUAAAACUUCCGAAAGCACCAGAAGAAGGGCUGGCGCUGAGCCCGUAAAAAGGCUUAUCGACAUGGCAGGUCCCUAUGCCGUCUAUGGUUCACCGGAUAAUACAGCUGACUGUUUGGACUUGGACUUCAAGGCUGUACCAGGACCGGGCGGACAAUUCUACCUCACCUCGCAUCUGGGUGGUGGCAAUACAAAUCGCGUGUGUCCACAGAUUUCUGCGCCCAAGCUGAAGCAGAUGGGUAUAAAGGUAGCACGCGAAUGUCCAGUGUGUCAUGAGGAUGUCUCAUGGCUACCACAAAUUUCGGCGUGUCCGCAUUGCGGCUACAAGCCAUUGCCUGAAUUCGAGGAGAAAGAAUACGAUGAGCAAGCUUCUGCCAAGGACAUACUCAACGAGUUCUUUGAUUCCAUAGGCAAAGAUCCAAAUGGUUACAUACAAAACGGCGCAUCGGAGAGCACUUGUUCACCCAACUGCGAGCAGCAGCAGCCGGGGAGCAAGGCAUCCGAUGGCUUUGAUACCAUUGUGCAGGACUACGAAGCCCUUAAGAAGAGCAUCAAGAAGUGCAGGUCCGCACAGACGUGCAGCGGCCUUCCAAAAACUGCCCAGAAAGCAAAGCCACAAAAUCUGCUUAAGGUCUUCACCGAGCUGCGUGAUAUGUUUCAGAGUGGCGAUGCUGACGAUAAGAAACAGGCCAAGCUUAAGGAGAUCUGUGAACAGGCCUGCAAAUUGGCCAAGGCCACAAAAGGACAUGGCGGCAGAAGAUCACUGUCGAAACUAAGCGAUCCCUGUGCAGUCCGUAAGAUGCGAAAGCGUUAUUCAAAGCGGGAACGAGCGCAUGUCAAGUCGCGGCUCUAUUCGCCCGUGGAUCCGCUCGAGCAUCGCAGACAAGGUCAUGUACAUUGCCAUCAGGACGAGCACAAAGUCCCUGCGCACAUGGGCUGGCUGUGGACCCAAUGCCCCAUGGCCCAGCGGCCAGGCUGGCGACCUGGCGCCAUACGUCGCUCCAUACGUGAACUGAUGAGCUACUUUCUUAAGGACUUUCCCGUGGACAGCAUACCCAUCUCGAAGUACAUGUCCUAUCAUCGCCAGAAGCCACAACCGGAGGAGGAAGAGGUGGAAACGGCUGAAAAUCUAGUGCAACGACCCACGCUGCAUAUUGAGAAGAAGAACGACGAGUUCUUAAUAACGCUGAGACCACUUAAGGAUGCGGAGACCUUAAAGCAAGCAGCGAAUCCGUACGCAAACAUGAAACCAGUGCAAUUUCGCAUUGUGAAGAAUCCUCUGCUGAAGCAGAUACGCGAACUGAAGCGUUGCCUCAAGAAGAUGGGCUUUAGCAAGUGCAAGUGUCACAGGCCUGUGAUGCAGUGCUACUGCCGCAGCUUCAUCGACAAGAAGCAGUUGGUCGACGAGGUGCAGCGUCAGUGCCGCAAGCGAAACAUGGAGGGCUGUGAAUGCGACAUCGUGCUCUCCGACACCAGCGACAGCGAGGCUGAGUUUGACUUUGGUGUCACGCCGCCAGCGGGUCUCAUGCAUCCGGAGCGACUGAAGCGCACCCAUGUGACGCACACGGAGACGCAGUACAAUGAGAACGAUUGGGCCAUGCCCACCAUGUAUCCGCAUCCGCCCAAUGCUCAGGUGCAGUAUGGCGGUUGUGUGGUGGGCGAGCGACAGAAACGUUUCGAUUGGAUCUUCGGCAAGGGAUUUGUGCAUCGCGAACCGAAGCCACCCAAGAUGCGCAAUCCACCCAAGAAGAAGCCCAAGCGUCCCUUCCCCGGUGCUCCGCAACCCCGGCAAGAAGGUGGCUUUACAUCCGAUGUCGAGUCGCCGCCCAAACAUAUCCCCAAGCGGGAGUAUCAGCUGGAUGCGUCGCCGAAUGUGGAUCGCCUGAAGCGACUCAAUCGAGCCUCUCAUCCGCCCACAGCGCUGGAAUUCCAGCGCUCCAGAGAACGGGAGCCGGAAGCGAGAAAGGUCCGGUUUGAUAUCGCUCAAAACGAACAGUAUCUCAUUUAAGUAGUCAUUCAAAAUUAUGGUAUUUUAAUUUUACGCUUUUAGCACAUCUUCAGAUUUGAAUCAAGUUUCAGGAAUAGUUGUAAUAAAGAUAUCCAAUACAUUUUUAUAAAUGAA
Drosophila sulfurigaster albostrigata is the source of this 3091-nucleotide messenger RNA. RefSeq lists its product as uncharacterized. Lineage: Eukaryota; Metazoa; Arthropoda; Insecta; Diptera; Drosophilidae. Bases 143 to 2977 code for a protein of 944 amino acids. The transcript is spliced from 4 exons. The record is from RefSeq and is a predicted model, not a curated record.